This is a messenger RNA of Octopus sinensis (East Asian common octopus), 1794 nucleotides long. Its product is annotated as ubiquitin-conjugating enzyme E2 E1. NCBI's taxonomy places the organism in Eukaryota, Metazoa, Mollusca, Cephalopoda, Octopoda, Octopodidae. Gene Ontology annotation, cellular component: nucleus. Gene Ontology annotation, biological process: protein polyubiquitination. Gene Ontology annotation, molecular function: ubiquitin conjugating enzyme activity. The record is from RefSeq and is a predicted model, not a curated record. The transcript is spliced from 5 exons. Bases 571 to 1275 code for a protein of 234 amino acids.
UUAACAAAAUAAAUAGCACAAAUUGAAAUAUUUUAAUUCAUAUAAAAUAUUUCUAAUUAUUAAGAAUAGAAAAUUUAUUAGUGAGAAAAAAAGUACGGAUGUAUUUUGAUAAAAGCCAACAAUGAAGCUUAUAUACUCCGUUACAAGAAGUCUACGCUACUAGAGAGCAUCGUUGCUGUUGAUUUUGCCUCCCGCUGCAAGUUUGUCUUUGAUUUGUGGAUAAGGAUGCCAGACAUCGAUCCAGCAUUUGAAAAUGAAUGAAACAGUUGAUAAUAUUGAUUAUAGAAUUCAUAACUAUUGGUUUCUAUUCGAUAAUCAGUUAUAGAGUUAGUUUUUGGUUAAUUGGUCGACAAAUAAACAAACUGGACAGAGUGACGACGUAAGAGCCGUGUUCUCAAUUGGCAAAGCUGCACGCUUUUGAAUCGGUUUUUCUCUUUUGGUGUGGAAUUUACCAAAAUAUCUCUUUCAGGAUCUUGUUUAUCCAGAGUUUGCAGGUUGGAGGUGCCUUUGUUUUCCCCCCUCCCCGUUGUGUUGUUGUGGUGUGCACGGUCUACCAACAACAAUAAGUUGAUGAAGAUGUCUAGUGAUCGAGGAGGGGCCAGUACCAGCGGUCCGAGCCGCAGCGGUCAUGGCGGCGGCGGCGGCGGUCGUGGAAGAAGACUAACAACGACAACAACACCACCACCAACAACAACGUCGUCUGUACGUGGUGGUGCUGUCGCUACUAGUGAUGGUGCUACCUUAGAUGACGGUACUGCCAGUACAAGUAACGACUCUCCAGCCAUACCUCGAGGGCCUGCCUCUAAAAACAUGAAGGCCAUGAGUACCAGCCUGAAACGCAUUCAGAAAGAAUUGGCUGAGAUAACUCUGGAUCCACCACCCAACUGCAGUGCUGGACCAAAAGGAGACAAUUUAUAUGAAUGGGUCUCAACAAUUUUAGGGCCUCCUGGAUCAGUUUAUGAAGGUGGUGUAUUUUUUUUGGACAUACAUUUUACACAGGAUUAUCCAUUUAAACCUCCUAAGGUCACUUUCCGAACAAGGAUCUACCAUUGUAAUAUCAACAGUCAAGGUGUAAUUUGCUUGGAUAUUCUUAAAGACAAUUGGAGCCCAGCUUUAACUAUUUCAAAAGUGCUCCUGUCUAUUUGUUCCCUAUUGACUGACUGCAAUCCUCAGGACCCAUUGGUAGGAAGUAUUGCUACCCAAUAUCUUCAGAAUAAACUGGAACAUGAUCGUGUAGCCCGACUGUGGACAAAAAGAUUCGCCACUGGCCUUUAAUGGUGGCUGUAUGGCUGUGAGCAAACCCUCCAGCCAUAUUAUGAACUCUGAAUUGAUAAAGACAGAUGUCUAAUGGUGAGAUGUUAUCUGUAAUGAUUGUUAAGCUCACUGCAAACUCUGUCAGAGCACAUGGCUUAUCUCUUCAAUGAAGAAGACAUGAGAAGAGAACUACUGAUUGUGAUGACUAAAAAUAUAAAAGAAAUCAGGAGAAAUCCUUCCUCUGUCCAUCAUUUGUAUCUGGUCAAUGAACUUGAUGCUAAAUGUGGUUAUCAGUGAAAUGUAGAUGCAUUGCUUGCUUAAUUGUCCACUUCCACUGGCAAUAUAUGUCUAGCUACAAUGACCACAGUUGUAAUCAAACUGUCAUUACCAGACAGACAAAUGAAAUUUUCUAGACCAACAUCAAUAACAUUUGAUCUGCUGGCAGCUUGACACUAUUAAAAAACAAAAAAAAACAAACAAAAGCAAAAAACAAAACAAAACAAUUUUUUUUUUUUUAUAAAUAAAGCAUUACCAAAGACA